This is a messenger RNA of Xyrichtys novacula (pearly razorfish), 13999 nucleotides long. Lineage: Eukaryota; Metazoa; Chordata; Actinopteri; Labriformes; Labridae. The record is from the annotation of a GenBank genome assembly.
AUGGAGGUCGACUCAGGUAAAGUUAGCGUAAUGUUUAUGUGUGCUGCUCUAAAUACUGAAAAGUCCGGAUAACCAACAUUUAACUUUAGUAUUAGCCUACCAGCUAAUGACGCUAGCCUUAAACUUUAUCAAACGGCCGAGGCUAACAGCUUUGACCUGCUGGUUAAUGAUUUUACAAGAAUAGUCUGUUAAACUCCACCGUUUGAUGUCGGUGUUUGUGUCUGUGUGUGUUUUUACUGAAACUAUCCAAACUCCUCUGGUGACAUUUUUACAGGCUGAGUCUGUGAGUCUGGGUUUGCUGUUGUCUCAAAUACAACAAGGGGAACAGACAGAGUUUGGUCGUUAGCUCAUGUUGAUCUCAGUAGAAAACCUUUCAUGACAUGUUGACAUGAUUUCUGAGGCUUGGAGCUUGUUUUUGUAACAUUUCAGACUUUUAAUAUCAGCUGUAAGGCACAGGGGAGGAAGGUUACUGAGGAGGAAACUUCUGUAAAAGCAGAUAAACACAGGGACAGUCUCAAAUACAGCCUUUUCUUUACAGUAAUUACAUUUUUUUUAAAGGACACAGUCUGUCUGGUAAUGAUCAAAUUAACAUAUUGAGUCCUAAACAAAGUAUUAAAUGUGUAAACUGAAGUAUUGACAGGUCCAAGUGCUGCAUACAUACAGAUUCAGACAGAUAAAGAUGCAAAAAAAGAGAAAAGUACUUGCUGUAUUUACACAAUAUUUUGAUAAGCUAUCAGUUUAAAUGGCAGGACUCUGAUUUAGACUGAUAAAACUGCUAUCAUUAUUAGAGAUUUGUGUUGUAUAUAGUGUAAAAACUUAUAUUAUCUCUAAAUCUUUACUCAUUUUACUUAUUUUAUCUAUUUAUCUCUAUAUUUUUACUUAUUUUAUCUGUUGUAUCUUCUAUUUUAUCUUUUAUUUGUCUCCUUGGGGAUUAUUAAAGUGUUUCUGAUUCUGAUUCUGAGAUUGAUCGAUUAACAGCAUUUAGAUAAUAAACCACAUCAAAUUCGGAUCGGGUCUUACAAAGCUGAUAUCACUUUCAUCCUUUAUGGACAAAAACAUUUUUCCACCCCCACCGACAGCAUAUCAGAUCUAAAAGAGUCACUGUUUAGUGUUUCAUGUAAAUGAGAUUAAGAUGGAUAAACCAGCAGUUUUGUUUUUCACAAAUUAAAAUCAUGAAUUUGUAAUAUUUUGUCCAAUGUUGUGGGUUUGAAUAGCCCUCUAAGUUCAGUAAUAUUGUGUAUUUGUCUGUUAAAUUUGUAUGUUUGUAUGUUAAAUUUGCUGCCUCAGGCCAUCUGUCACUAACACUUAAGUUAUAAAUUUGAGCCUACAUGGAAAAUAUUAUUAUGUCUCAGGAUGUAGAAAUGGGUCCCAGUUGUAGGGCUGGGCGAUAUAGCCUCAAAUCAAUAUCCUGAUAUAUUGAGCAGUUCACCUCGAUGAUGAUAAAUGGACGAUAACUACUCCACAAGCUGCUCACCUCCUUCCAGAUUAACUUUGUUUCCUUCAGCCGCUACAACUUUUUUAACCGUCCUCCAUCUUCUCACCUGUCUCUCCCUCUUUGACUGGAUGGGGUGGAGUCAUGUCUCUAAUAUAACGUCUUAAAGCGACAUGUGACCAUAGCCUACCUCCCACAUCCAAAACCAACUUUUAUGUAAAAUUUCUUUUGACGCCGAAUACUCCGACAUGGGCAAAAUGACGUCGUAAAUUUCAGUAUCGGUAAAUUUUCCGUUUAUCGCCCAGCCCUACUGAAAAAUUGGGAUUGUAAAAAGAGUAGCUACUGAGUAUCAUAAUGCUAACAUGUAGCUAAAAUAAAAUUCUGCUCUUUUUCUUUUAAGUCUUCUUCACUGAUCGUAGUGGGAGAGUCACUAGUAACCCACUAUUAGACCAGCUCCCCAGCUACCAGUCUCUGCUGUACCGCAGGAAGUCAUCAACCAGUGGCAGCAAGCGAAGAGAAAGCGCUAGAGCCAGACUUGGCUCCUCCGGCAGUGGGAAAUGGGGCAUCAGCACAUUCAAGAGACAUAAGGAAAAACUGAAGGGUCCGACAGAGGAGAGACCCAUCCGGGAACUGGCCAAGACCAUGGCCGAGAAACGUAGAGACAAGUAGGAAAGACAUCGCCGUUCUGUAUUUAUUAUCUCCUUGAAAAAGGGCAUGAAAGAAAUGAUUUAAACAAUGCCGAUAAUGUCUUUACAACUCAUAUAUUUGCCUGUAUUUUAUCAGCACACAGCGUUUGGAGGAGGCUAAAGAGCUCAGCAGCUGGAGUCAUUUCAGGCAAAGCACUCGCAGGCAUCUGAGGAAGCUGAGAGAUGAUGUUGGAGAAUGGAUAAGCUCCCUGAAGCUCUGGAGGGGAGAUAUUCACCUGAUCGAGGGUGAGAGAUCAAAACUGCAUCUUUACCCUCAGAGACAUCCAUUGAUUUCUGUCAAGAAUGGUCUGACAUGAGUAAACGUACUUCAGCUGGGACCAAACACUGCAAACUUGGUGUAGUUUGAAGUCUAUUGAACCCUUCUCUUUCCCUUUAUAUUUCAGGAACGUUUGGCACAGGGAUCCUAUCGUACUUCUCCUUCCUGCGCUUCCUUGUGAUGCUCAAUUUGAUCAUAUUUCUGCUCAUGUUCAGCUUCGUUAUGUUACCUAUCAUCGUCGCCCCGAGUGCUUCAGGGAAUAUCACCUACAACAUGCAUGAUGGUGAGCAGACACUUGUUAAAUUUAACCCACAAAGAAUAAGAUAUUAAAAACUGAUGAUUUAGUACAUGUUCAUAAAUGUAUAAUUUCUGUUAAAUAUCAGUAAAUAAGCUUUCUGUGUGAUCGGACUUUAUACAGACACUUUUGAAUUUUGUCCAAAAAAGACCAUCUUGCUUUUUGUCACCAGUAUAUUUGUCUGUGUAUCCAAGGACUUUUUGGACCAGAACUGUGCCAGAGGUCGCUAUAAAAACUGUUAGGAUCUCUCUUUUUUCAUGUGGUACCAAAAGGAGAAUUGAUUGUUGAUUUUUUUCAGUGCAAUAAUCGAGGGCUGCAGCUAUCGAAUAUUUUAGUUAUCGAGUAUUCUACCGAAUAUUUCACACACGUUUUUUUCUCUUUAUUUUGCACUAAAAAUGCGCAAAUUACUGUCACAACACAAACAGUUAUGAUUUUAGACAGGGACCGGAGACGUCACACAAGUUUUUUUCUCUUUAUUUUGCUCUGAAAACACGCAUAUCACUGACAUCCUCAUGGCCACAGACACAGCAGCACCGUUUGCACAACACAAAAAGUGAUGAUUUCAGACAGCCAGAGCAGCUCUGUGUCACUCACCUCCCACACCUUAGACACUUUUUGCCUUUUUAAAAAUGUAUCUUCUUCUCUUUUGUCGUCACUUUUUGUGUUUUCCUCUUGUUUUCCCCUCUCAUCAUUCAUUUUUACCGCUCCGCAAAACCAAAACCACGCUUACUCCUCCUUGUACAUUGGUGACUUAAGUGCGUUGUGUCACCGUGAAAAUAAUCCGUGUGAACAGUGAUGACUUGAGUUUAUAAACGAGCACUCGAGGCAGGGAGAAUUCCUCAAUCAUUUUUUGUAAUGGAGGUACUGAAGGUAUCAUCGCAGUCCUACAAUAAUCUGAUCAGAGUCUGGUAUUUUUAAAAGCCAGAUCUUAAUUGUUUUCGUGUCUGUCUGCAGGAAGUGUGUGCAGUGUGUAUCCAAGCAGCGCACGUCGAGGUCUGGUUAUCUUCCAUGAGCACAUCACAGAUCUGCUGUCUGGUGGAGUAAGUUCUUACACUUCACGUUUCAUGGUCUCUAGGAGAAAAACAAGAUCGCUUUUGAUCUCAUCACUUCCACUUUGUGCUCAACCUGCAGGGCUUUCUGGAGCAAACCUAUCUCUUUUAUGGACACUACAAAGUGGACAAAAUCCACUUUCCAAAUACCACUUACAAUCUGCCACUGGCCUACCUGCUGGUUACCAUAGCCUACUUGUUCCUCAGUCUGAUCUGGAUUGUCAAAAGGUAACAUUCAGGCUGAAUCAUGCUAUGUAGAGUCUUUGAGGAAACUGUGAUUUAAAGUUAGUUAUUUUUGAUUAUUUCUCUCUUAGGUCUGCCACGGGAUUCAAACGUAACCUAAUUCAAGAUGAGGACCGCUUUCAAAGCUUCUGCAACAAGAUUUUUGCCGGCUGGGACUUUUGCAUCACGAAUGAGAACGCUGCAAAGCUGAAGAGAAGCAGUUUACUUUAUGAGCUGAAGGUGAGCUGAAUUUCUGUUGAAGGUGACGGCAGGAACAGAAGAAGUGAGAUAAGAUAAAGACAAAUAGAAAGCCUGGUCUAAUCUUUGAGGCGGUUCAUUUUCUGUUUUUGUUCCUGUUUUAUCACUUAAAAUAUUUACCCGACUCAUUUUCCUUUAUCGCCAGACGGAUUUGGAGGAGGAGAGGAUCAAACAGAAAAUAGCAGAUCGCACCCGCAAAGAGAAGUGUCGGAUUUACCUCAUCCGCCUCAUCCUCAACCUUUUUGUCAUCGCUGUUCUGGCCGCUUGCUUCUACAGCAUUUAUAUAGCCACCACUUUUUCCCAGGAAGCUCAGAUGAAUAACGUUAAGGUAUUGAGUUCCUGUUGAUUUCUUUUGAUGUUUUCUCAGUCACUAAGAGUUUUAGACUGAAUCAGACUUUAGGAAGUUUCAGAGACAUCCUUUUUUUUUAAUGACACUGGUUUCUCUUUUGCAGGAGAAUUUCAUCGUGGAUCUGAUCUACGAGUAUCUUCCCUCUAUCGUGAUCACUUUGGCCAACUUCGUCACCCCGCUCCUCUUCUCCAUCAUUAUCAACUAUGAGGACUACUCUCCUGCCUUUGAGAUCCGAUUUACACUCAUGAGGUAAUCUAGACUCAUCUUUUCACCUGAAUGGUCUUACCAACUUUAACUACAUUUAAGGAAACACACUAAAAACAAUGUAAAUGUCGUGUUUGUUCUUAAAAAUGAUGAAGUACACAAAGAAAAAGUGAUGCUCUUCUUAACCUCUUCGUCCACCUGUUUUUUUUCUCUCUCUCUCUGCAGGUGUGUCUUCAUGCGGUUGACCAGCAUUGGCGUUUUGCUCUUUUCUCUCUGGUCUCAGAUCACUCAUUGUGAAGAGGAUCCCUGUGUCUGCGGCUAUAACCAUGUGCUUUACUCUGUAAGUGACCAGAAUUGGAGCGUCUUUGUUUGCUCUCCUCUCUCUGCAGUGAAGGAUUUGAUUUCCUGCCUCCUCCAUGUUAACAGAUGGAACAUGUGUUGAACUUCAAAAAUCAAAACACACAUCAAAGUAAACUUUCUUAAACAGGAUUUCUAUUAGUUUACACAUGUUAGCAUUUUAAGUCAUGUCCAGAUCGUCAAUUUUCCAAUAAGUUUGUUUUUUUAUGAGUCAUUGGAUGGUAAAAACGGGGUACAAAGCCAUAAUUGACAGCUUCAUUUAAGGGAUAUUCCAGCGUAACUUUAAGUGCUCAGUGAGCUGCAGAAAAUAAACUAACUUCCCUCCUAUAAAGUAUGAAACAUGGGAUAUCUUAUUAGUGUAUUUCAUGACAGUCUAAAAAAUUAAUUAAAAAAAAGGUAAAGAUCAUAUAUGAUGGAAAAAACUGUGAUAAAAAUAAGAGUGAUGGAGAAAAAGAUCGACAAAAGCCUGAGGGCAGGUUUUUAUAAUGUUAGUGGGAGUGGUUUCAGUUCAGAGCUAUGAUUUCUGAUUGUUUCUCCUCACUCCCUCCUUAUAUCUUGAUUCACUAAAACCUUCAUUUAAUCCUCAUUACUUUCAGAAAUGCCUCUCUGUUCAAUUUUACAUUUAUCUUUGUUUACUUUACAUUUGUUCUCUACAGUGUUGGGAAACCCGCGUGGGACAAGAAAUGUACAAACUCACCAUUUUUGACUUCAUCAUCGUCGUCGCAGUCACCAUCUUUGUGGAGUUUCCCAGAAAGUAGGUCCUUAUCUGUUUGCAUAGCCCCAAAAAACACAUAUCUGCCGCCUCUAAAAAAUCCGAAAAUAUUCUGUUAGAUCUGUUUUCGUUCUGUUUUAGAUCUGAAAUAGACGUACAUGACAGCAGACAGAUUUGACAUAUGUCUGAGCCUUUCCAUUGUUUGUAGACACACAUAAAAAAAGUCUUUUUCAUUUUUGUCUUUAAUUGCCCAUCAUCAGGCUGAUAGUGAAGCACUGUGAUUGCGGCCUGGCUAAGUGGUGGGGCCAGCAGGAGUUCGCUAUUCCCCAGAAUGUGCUGGAGAUCGUCUACGGUCAGACCAUCUGCUGGAUCGGCACGUUCUACAGCCCGAUGCUGCCUGCUAUCUGCACCAUCAAAUAUUUCUUCAUCUUCUACAUCAAAAAGGUGAGCGUUUUUUCUUACACGUGUUUUUGAAUCUCGAUCAGAAGAAUGACUACAGCUCCUGUUGUUACCUCUCCGCUCCUCACCUGUAGGUCUCACUGAUGAAAAACUGCCGUCCAGCCACGCGUCCCUUCCGAGCGUCCAGCUCUAACUUCUUCUUCCUGGGUGUGCUGCUGAUAGGUCUGGCUCUGGCCUGUCUGCCUGUCACUGUCAGCGUCGCACAGUGAGUAAUGUAAUGCUAUUCCAGUCUAUUAAGUAAUCUCAUGUUUGCUCUGAUACAAACUCGAGGCGGGAGUAUUGAUAUGAAAAGUCAAUAUUUGCUUUUUGAUGUGAAGUGUUUCUGAAGUAGAUGUGCUCACUUUCACAUCCCUUGUUGCACAGAAUCAACUGCUCUCAAGCCUGUGGACCAUUUGUUAAUUACAACACCUCAUGGGAGGUUCUACCAACAACAGUAUCCCAGCUUCCUGAUGGAGUUCGAACGUUGCUGUUUACUCUCUCCUCGGAGGCCUUUGCUGUCUCUUUCUUUGUUGUCUCAUGGUAUGUAUUUACAGUGUUUCCCCAGAACUUUUUUCAGCAGCGGUGCUGCUGUGUCUGUGGCCAUGAGGAUGGGAUGUUGACCCAUAUUCAUGUGUGUGAAAAUAGUUUCAAAUUAAAUGACCUUGGAUUCCUUAUAGACAGGAUUACACAGCUUUGUAUUUUAACUCAAUUUUCAGCUUUUGACAUUUAUCUGAGGAAAAUGAAAAUAAUUAAUGUCUCAACACAGAAAUUUACUCACAAAUUUGUUCGCAUGCAUGCAGAUGGUGACAUGCUCUUCUUGUUGCCUGUUCCUCAGGUCAGUCUUUACCUAGAAAUUUUCGCCGUUACCGCCAUUCUCUUGCGACUCAAGAAGCUACGCUGUUACCUUCACGUUACCCGUACUUCUCGCUAUAUAGACUGUGUAUGAACUUGAACGUUCACAUUAAUGGAAGAGGGUCCGACAGGAUUUGAUGCGCUUGUUGAUGACUCAAAACAAGUAGAAAAUAAUGUUGUGUGUUGUUGUGCUCACACAGUGCGAGUAGAAAUCAUUAGUGGUGCAUUGAUAUUAAUGAUCAUGUGAAAUUUCAGUCGUGGCUCUCUUAAUUCAGUAGAACAUCAUAUAACUCAUGUUUGAACUGUAGGUUUCUACUUUUCCAGCUGUAAUUUAAACACUUUUUAUUCCUCUCUGCAGUUUGGCCAUGUUUUAUGUGAUAGCGCUGGCUGGAGCCCACAAGAGAGUUAUAAACCAGCUGAGGGAGCAGCUAGCGAUGGUAGGGUUUGUUGACUUCAUACUUUUAUUUUAGAAAUUGUACAUAUUUUUACACCAACCACGCUUGAUCAUCAUUUGACAGUCUAUAUGAUAUUUGUUUUCCAGGAGGGCCGCGACAAGCGUUUCCUGAUCCAAAAGCUGUGCCAGGCCCAGAGGGUCUCGACCUUCAGAUCCUCGGCACCUAAAUUUCAGCCCCGCAGCCCGAGCUAUCACACCAGCUUCGCUAACAACUACGAUGAUAGUGUGUUCCUGGCACACCCACCUCCUGACUCCUCUACUCAUGUGUGAGAGGAGAUACGCCUGACUUCACAGGUACAAGACCGGACAUGUGGACUGGAGCUAAGAAGAGUCUGGAUCACUGUCUUAAAUUAUCUUUGUUUUUUGUUUUUUUCAUUGUGAAAACACUACAGCUCUGGACCAGUUGACACAAAUAUGUCUCUUUUUUUUUUAAGUAUUAUUUUGUUGUUUUUCUGAUAAUGAUCAAACCAUGAGGAGGUAACACUAUUUAUGUAUUUUUCUGCCAUUGUAAUGAUUGUUACUCGCAUGUUUUUGUUUUUUCCCUGACUGUAUGUACUUUCAUCUUUCCUUCUGAGAAGGACUUGAAUUAAUAUAACCACUGGGGUUUUCUGAAUUGCACUUUAAAUAUCAUCACACCAGCAUUCUCUUCCUCUUAUUAUGUUUUAAUAGAGUUUGUUUUGUGUCAUGUGUGAGUUAUGACUAUCAUGUUUUUUUGUCAGGUUUCAAAAUAGUGUGGAAAAAAAAACUACAUUUCUAACUACAAAACUGUAACAAAAACACUUUUCUUUUUUUUUCCAAAUGUUUUUACACUUUUUAGAACACAGUCUGCUGUGUACACUGAAGAUACUUAAUCAUAACAACAAAACAAGAAAUGCUUAAAAACAAUUAGUAAUUACUCCAGAAAUAACACAGAUCAUCUUAAGAUCGGUUAACUUUGAAUGUGGUUUUUGCUGCAGACAUUUAUUGGUUAUUUUAAUAACAAUGUCAUACCUAAAAUAACUUUCUUCAUUUUUUAAAUCUGUAACGUAUACAUUUUCAAUGACAGAUUUUGCAUUUUUGUCAAAAAAUACACAGUUCUUCUUGUUUCUGCAUAGGUACUGUAUUAAGGUUUUACUGACAAGUUUUAGAGGGUAAACUGCCCCUCUAACUGUGUUAAACUGUGGACAUUGAUCAUAAGGGAACAUUGAAAGAAUGGUUGUUCUUACUAAAAUGCCUCUUUGUAGAGUUUAGUAUGCUAAACUUACGUUUUUAAAGCUGUUUGACUUUUAUCAUUUUGUCUUUUUAUGUCUUUGGUGGUGGCCUUUGAUUUUAAUUGUAAAAAAUAGAGAAUAAAUAUUUAAAUGUAAAAUAAUCUUCAUUUUGUGUCGAUUUUUCCGCGUCCAGCUUUCCGCAAGAGUGGUUUAACCCUAGAACUCUUAUCACUGGGUGAUUUACAGCCGACCAAACAUGUUUACGUGAUUUUCAUUAUGUUGCUUUUGUCUGAGUAUCACGGGAUUGCCUUUGACAUCUUUGAAGGCAUAUUUGUUUCCCUGAUCCAAAACCUCCUACAGACACGUGUUCACAGGGUGAUUUUCACCCAGCAAUAGUGAUAGAGGGUAAAGUAGGCUUGGGUGGAUUUGAUAACUGCAUGUAGGGAAUAAGGUCAGUAAGAGUGGUCCUGGAAUUUGCAUACUAUCUUUAUUUAGCACAGUGGUUAUGAAUAACUAUCACAAAGUAGUGAUUUUCAAGGAGAUUGAUGUGGUGGCUUUUCACUUUUUUUCACAAAUUUUCAUGACGCUUUUCAUUAAUUGCCUUUAAUAUUUCUCUUGGAUGUGUGGGUGGGAGGGUCGUGUUUUAUUGUCGUCAAUUGUUGUUUUUAGCCUCUGUGAAGCACUUAGAACUGUAUUUUUUGUAUAAAAAGUGCCAAAAGAAUAAAGUUGAAUUUGAAUUUCGGUGAAAUAUUUUAGUCAGCUGGUCAUUUUUACUAAUGUGUGUGUGUGUGUGUGUGUGUGUAUUAGGGACAUGAAUGUUCAUGAAUGCCUCAUUUCAGUUAUUAUGUUGCAUUUUUAUAUGGUCCCCUCAAGGCACUUUUUCCCCUCUCUUUGGACAUUGCACAGCUAAAAAUAAAAGAAAACUAAUUUAUUUUGUCGUGUAUUGUAUAUUUUGAUGACAGUUGCUUUUACUGGGUAUAUUAUUUCGGGUAAAAAUCACUUAGCGAUAGUGAUAGUGUUUGUAAUUUUAGCGAUAGUGUUCUGGGGUUAAAAUCCUUCCACCUCCAGGCCAGCAGGGGUCGCUGCUUCAGGCGCUGCUCUCGGUCGUUGACAGCAGCUCAGCUGGUCCGGAACUGAAGGCAGCGUGCAGUUGCUCCGACAGUCAGCCGAAAUGUUGAGAAUAACGAUCCGGGCAGACGUGGGAGCCAUCUGGGUGUUGUUUUGUAUCACCUAUUCUCAGUUCCUGACCGUGUCCUCUGAUGAUAUCGUGGUGGCAUGCGGAGGAUUUGUGAAAUCAGACGUGGAAAUCAAUUACUCUUUGAUCGAGGUGAGAGUGCAGACGAGCCGGCUAACAGGCUAACAGUGAGCCGCUGACGGCCGGAUGGGGGGUGGAAACGACUGAGUGACAGUUUGAAUGAAAAAUGAAAAUAACUAGACGUAUUUAAGUCAACCUUUGUUUAUUUUCACUGAGACACAUUAACUACAGCCACAAAGGAAGUCUUCAGCUGCUGUAGCUGUUUGCUAAUUUUCGUAGUUUGAUGUUGCAAUACAGUCAUUUUGUCUGAAACAAACUCGUUUUACUUCAUUAACAGAGGAUUAUUGUGUAGUAUAUUUGUGUAGUAUAACGUGUCUGUCCGCCGGCUAGACGUGUAAGUGCUGGUCAUGAGUCCUAAUCCCCGAUAAUGAAGGGACUCUGUGGGAUUAGCCAUUUGGCUGUUUAGCAAAGUUCAACCUAAUCCAGGAAAGAUGGUUAGUUUGUGUCAUGGUAAAUACAGGUUAUAGUAGGGCUGGGCGAUAUGGCUUCUAAUCAGUGUCAUGAUAUUUUGAUCAGUUCGCCUCGAUAAUGAUAAAUGGACGAUAACUACUCCACAAGCUGCUCACCCCCUCCCACAUUCACUUUGUAAACUUCAGCUGCUACAACUUUUGAAUCGUCCUCCAUCUCAUAGACAUUAUAUACGUAGACACCUCAUUAUGUGCUGGAGCGUAAUCCAGCGUCGCCGCUGUAUUGGAUAGGUCUCUCCACUCCAGGCUCGGGUACUGAGUAUACUGAUAUGGGCAUAAUGACAUCAGUUAUUGUUGCAAAUUUUGGCAUUGGUAAAUUUUUGGUUUAUCGCCCAGCCCUAGGUUAUAGUUUAGCACCUCUUCGUGCGUCUGAAUCAGAUGUGAUUUCACCUUUAUCCUACUUCAUAUGAAUUUAUCAUGUACCCUGUUAUUCCUCCACAGAUCAAACUGUACACCAAACAAGGAUCACUGAAAUAUCAGACCGAUUGCGCUCCAAUCAAUGGCUACUUCAUGAUUCCUCUCUAUGAUAAGGUUUGAGACGGAUACUUUUGAGCAUUUUUAACUCUCCUAUUCACCGAUGAUUGUUGUCAUCUGAAGGUUUUUCUCUUUCAAACAGGGAGACUUUGUUUUAAAGAUUGAGCCUCCUCUUGGAUGGAGCUUUGGUAAGAAAGUACAACAGCAGCACCCACACAUUUUAGCAAACAUGCAUCCGAUUUGGAUUGUUUCUGUUGUUAUUUACAUGUUUGCUCAUUGCCUGAUUUUAAUAUUUGACCAGAGCCAACCAGUGUCGACCUGCAUGUGGAUGGAGUCAGUGACAUCUGCACAAAAGAAGAAGACAUUAACUUUGUCUUCACUGGCUUCUCAGUGUCGGGAACGGUGAGUAGUGAGCAAUGAGAAUUGAAAGAGUCGUGACGUCCCUUAAAUUUUAAAUGAAUCUAAAUUUUAAUGAAGAAAAAAAAGCUGAGCUCCUGUUUGUUUGAAAAGAUGUUUAAAUGCACAACAAAUAAGUCCAGGACCUCAAUCUCAGAGCAGAUUUUGUCGUAGGAGUGUUAAUUAAUUUUGAUCAAUUGUUGAUUAAAUUUAAUUUCCUUAAAGGAAUCUUCCCAAAAGGAUCAUUAAAGUGCUAUCUAAUCUGAUUAAAUCUAGUCAUUAAAAAGUAACAGGCAGACUAACUUCACAUCAUAACUCUAAUCUCUGACUUUCAGAUUUUAAGUAAAGGCCACCUCCUGGGUCCGGCUGGAGUUGAGGUCAGACUGAGCACAGUAGGGACGGAGGAGAAACUCCAGAGUGUCGUCACACAGCCUGGAGGAAAGUGAGUGGUUCACACUUCGCUGUUUUCUCCGUUUCAAACUUGUUUAUUGAUCCCAUCAUAUGUUUUUAACUGUUCACCAUUUAUUGAUCAUUCCUUCACAGGUAUACUUUUUUAAAAGUGCUCCCUGGAAAUUAUGAGAUCACAGCAGCUCAUCCCUCCUGGACUCUGGAAAAGGUUCUUACCUUCAUCUCACCUUUAUAAUUAAUAUGUAUAUAUGUUCUUAGUAGGGCUGGGUGAUAUGGCCUCAAAUCAAUACCAUGAUAUAUUGAGCAGUUCACCUUGAUAACGAUAAAUGGAUGAAAACUACUCCACAAGCUGCUCACCCCCUCCCACAUUAACUUCAUCUACUUCAGCUAUGACAGCUUUUGAACCGUCCUAAACCGUCGUUUAGGACAGCGUCCUAAAGGGACAUGAGACCAUAGCUUACCUACAAACAUCCAAAACCAACUUUAUUUAUUUAUUUUUUUGACACAAUAUAUUAACAUGGGCAAAAUGACGUUGGUUAUUGUCGUAAAUUUCAGUAUCGGUAAAUUUUCAGUUUAUCGCCUAGCCCUAAUUAUUAGUUCUUUGUUUAAUUUUGUUAGUUUAUAUAUGUGUAUGUUUAUACAUGUAGCAUGAAUAAAAGUGGAAAUUUGAUAGGGGGAAACAUGUAUCUCUCAGGUAUAAUAUAUGCGAACUGCAUUUAUGUACAUCAGCUUUUCUAGCUACUUUUUGUUCAGGUGUACAGGAUUUUUAAGACAUCAAUGUUUCAGGCAGAUUUUUCACAUUUAUUUUUUUGCUAUAUUUAAACCACUAGAACGAUCACAUAUUCAUUUUUCAAACUGCUGAUUUGAUAUGUAAAUUGAUGUGAGAACAAAUUUAUGUUCAGUAAAUCACAGACAACAACAGUGUUUAAAACACAGCUUCAUUUUUUUGAAACGGCUUCUGAGUUGACCUGUGUCUCAAUGCCUUUUUUCUAUCCUCAGAUUUAAACUGUCUGAAUCGUGUUUUUAAAUUCUGUAUUAUUUAAAAAUAGGUAAUAUGACAUGAAAUCAUUUUGCUCCGCUCUGAGUUGAUAGGUUUGCAGGUUUGUAAUGAGUGAUUUUUUCUUCAUUGUUACUCACUUGUUGGCUGUCCUCCCCCUCUAUUUUCAACAGAGUUCUACUUCAGUACAUGUUUCCAAUUCCAAUGCCCCAGCUACUGACCAUCUGGUAGUUGGAGGCUAUGACGUGUCUGGGGAGGUCCGCAGUGAUGGAGAGCCCAUGAAAGGGGUCACCUUCCUGCUGUACUCGGCUACAGUCAACAAAGAGGUGAACAAACUUCUUUAUUUGACUUAAUUCAUCUGAGUUGUAUUCAUCUGUGAGUAUUACUCUCACAAACCAUAACUCCAUGUAUGUGUCCUGUCAGGAUGUCAGCGGCUGUAACUUAACUCCAGUAGAGGGCGCUGAUCCCGGGGACAGCUCUCUGGUCUACCUUUGCAGCGCUCUCUCCAGGGAAGAUGGGACCUUCCUCUUCCCUUCACUGGCCAGCGGCGACUACACUGUGGUAAGCCGUCAGAUUUGAUGUCAGUAUUCCUCACAGACAAACUUGACCUUGGUGAUGUAUUUAGCAUUUCAUGAUUUGAAUGCGUGUUUAGUUGUUCUUUUUUAUCCUCCCUGUCGUCACUAUAAACAAGUAAUAAUCCAUCCACAUCAGGACAGAGAGGGUGUUUUUCCUUUAGUGCUUUAGUGUUAGUUUUUAAACCGGCUGAUGGCUGAUAUCACAUUGAGGGUUUUCUAGAAAUAGUAAUUUAAGCAAAUGAGAAAAAAACUGCAGAGCUUGAGUGAUUUUUUAAAUUUUUUUUUUUUAUAAUGAGUGAUGAGGAUAGAAAAUAACACCAGUGCAUUUAAAUGAGUAAGAAAUAACAGAAUAUUCGAUUUAAAUAUUAAUUGGUAUUGUUUUGAUUUGUGGUAUUGUUAAACUGCAUUAUUCUAUGAUGGAGGAUUUUUCAGAUGAUAUAUCGUGAAAGGUAAUUUAUUGCCCAUCCCUACUUGGAAAUAUCCUUCUUCUACCUCUGAACUGCUUUGAUGAAAUCCUCCACUUUAGGUGCCGUUUUACCGAGGAGAGAGAUCGUCUACCGUCUGUCUCUUUUUUCCUGAACAGAUGGAAUAA